AUGCAGUCACAAGCACCCAUCGCCAUCGUCGGCGCUGGCCCGGCAGGUCUUACUCUCGCACGGCUCUUGGAGGUUGCUGAAAUACCGUAUAUUGUCUUUGAACGAGAUGUCUCUGCCACGUGGGCGAAUGAACAUCAGAGCAGUGGUACCCUCGAUCUUCACCCUACCACUGGCCAGGCCGCUCUCGUUGAAGCCGGCUUAUUUCCAAGAUUCCAGUCCCUUGCCCGCUUUGGUGUUCCACUCACAAUAGUCGAUUCUCAAGGGAAGGUCCAUGUUUCUUACUCCCGCGAGGGAGACACAGAAGAGCCAGAGAUAGAUCGAAAGGAUCUGCGAGGCCUACUUCUAAGCUCAGUUCCGGCGUCUAGGAUUCUUUGGGAUCACAAGAUACAACGCAUUGAGAGAGUUGACAAUGGAUCUGUCACGACUCAUUUCGAGAAUCAGCCAUCUAGAUCUGGUUUUCGUCUGGUGGUUGGUGCAGAUGGCGCCUGGUCUAAGAUUCGAGCGACAGUUAUGCCCUCCGAGCCGCAGUAUUCUGGUAUCCAUUUCUUUUCUUCUUAUAUCAAGCCCGAGAACCCAAUCUACCCGUUGGCUGCCUUAAAGGCAGGGAGGGGAAAUUAUCUGGCCUUUGGCACAGAGCGGCAAAUAUUCCUAUAUUGCCUCGGUGAUGGGUCGUACCACGUUUCUGUGGGUCUAAGGCUUUCUGAGAAAACUGUACCUGAAGCUUCCAUCCUCGCGAGUGCAUCGGCCCUAUGGAAUACCGUGCUGCAAGAAUAUUUCGCAGGCUGGGAUUGUGACCUGACAGACUUCGUGCGGUCAUGCGAUGGCAAGUUUCGCUCAUGGCCAUUAUACACCAUGGCCGAAGAUGCGAUCCCGUCCUGGAAUCAUGUUUCGGGAGUAACACUUGUUGGCGAUGCUGUACAUUUGACAGUACCAACUGGAGAUGGAGUCAACAAUGCCAUGCAUGAUAGCGUCGAUCUGGCGAAGCACAUCAUUUCUCAUGGCAUCAAUGACCUGGAGUCGGCAACAUUAGCAUACGAGGAGGCGAUGCGGCCGCGUGCGGUGAAAACAAUUCAGAAAGGUCACUGGAUGACCCAUCAUAUGUUCUUAGCUGCAGGCGCGGAAGAGAUGUUGGCUGCAAUGGGGGCUGAUGGUGGAGAGGCGUAA
This is a messenger RNA of Penicillium cataractarum, 1164 nucleotides long. RefSeq names its product FAD-dependent oxidoreductase. Gene Ontology annotation, molecular function: FAD binding. Lineage: Eukaryota; Fungi; Ascomycota; Eurotiomycetes; Eurotiales; Aspergillaceae. The record is from RefSeq and is a predicted model, not a curated record. Bases 1 to 1164 code for a protein of 387 amino acids. The transcript is spliced from 3 exons.